Messenger RNA from Cordyceps fumosorosea ARSEF 2679, 363 nucleotides. RefSeq names its product Tubulin binding cofactor A. Bases 1 to 363 code for a protein of 120 amino acids. Gene Ontology annotation, cellular component: cytosol; microtubule cytoskeleton. NCBI's taxonomy places the organism in Eukaryota, Fungi, Ascomycota, Sordariomycetes, Hypocreales, Cordycipitaceae. The transcript is spliced from 2 exons. Gene Ontology annotation, molecular function: beta-tubulin binding. The record is from RefSeq and is a predicted model, not a curated record. Gene Ontology annotation, biological process: tubulin complex assembly; post-chaperonin tubulin folding pathway.
AUGCCCGCCCCGUCGCCCCUCGCCAUCACCACCAGCUCCGUGCAGCGCCUGCUCAAGGAGGAAGCCUCGUACCACAAGGAGCUGGCCGAGCAGCAGAAGACGGUCCAGGAUCUCGAGGCGAAGCUCAAGGCCGGUGGCGCCGACGACGACGGCAACGAGGCCUUUAUGCUGAAGCAGCAGCAAACUGCCAUUGAGCAGACAAAGGCCGUCUUUGGGCCGCUCAAGCAGCGCAUCGCUGACGCGGUCGCGAAGCUCGAGGACCAGCUCCAGGCUGCCGAGCAGCAGGCCGCCGCCCCCGAGGGCGAGGUCGCCCAUGCCAGGACGGUGCUCGCGCAGGCCAAGGCGGUGGCGGUGGCUGCCUAG